This is a messenger RNA of Dreissena polymorpha, 450 nucleotides long. RefSeq names its product transcription factor 15-like. NCBI's taxonomy places the organism in Eukaryota, Metazoa, Mollusca, Bivalvia, Myida, Dreissenidae. Bases 1 to 450 code for a protein of 149 amino acids. The record is from RefSeq and is a predicted model, not a curated record. The transcript has a single exon. Gene Ontology annotation, biological process: regulation of transcription by RNA polymerase II; developmental process. Gene Ontology annotation, molecular function: protein dimerization activity; RNA polymerase II transcription regulatory region sequence-specific DNA binding; DNA-binding transcription factor activity, RNA polymerase II-specific.
AUGACCUCGUUUGAGAAGCGGUUAAGCGGCUCAUGUCACCGCCUCGGCACGCGACGGCGCCAUAAACGCUCCGGAAAAGUCUCCUACAAACACAUUCCUCACAGCGAAAAGCCGCCACAUUUGGUUGCCAAGAGAAACGCACGUGAGCGCCGGCGCGUGGAGACUGUAAACAACGCGUUUGUUCGUCUGCGCCGACACGUGCCAAUUGAGGCGAAAAACAAGCGUCUGUCAAAAGUCAAAACUCUAAGAUACGCAAUCGAUUACAUAAAGCAGUUGACGAUCAUGAUUAAGGAGCACGAUAAGCAGUACGGGUCUCCUUGCUUACACUUUGGACGCUCGGUUUCCAUAGAAACGAUAGAUAUGCAGCAGGAACUCAGACGACCCGUGUACUUCUCCCGCGAAUACUCCGGGGACGCCACUUCCGGAGGGCCUUGGUACCAGUCCGGUUGA